Melanotaenia boesemani (Boeseman's rainbowfish) is the source of this 525-nucleotide messenger RNA. Its product is annotated as gamma-crystallin M3-like. Gene Ontology annotation, molecular function: structural constituent of eye lens. NCBI's taxonomy places the organism in Eukaryota, Metazoa, Chordata, Actinopteri, Atheriniformes, Melanotaeniidae. Gene Ontology annotation, biological process: lens development in camera-type eye; visual perception. The transcript is spliced from 3 exons. The coding region runs from base 1 to 525 and encodes 174 amino acids. The record is from RefSeq and is a predicted model, not a curated record.
AUGGGCAAGAUCAUCUUCUACGAGGACAGGAACUUCCAGGGUCGCUCCUACGAGUGCAUGAGUGACUGCUCUGACAUGGCCUCCUACCUGAGCAGGUGUGCCUCCUGCAGGGUGGAGAGCGGCUGCUUCAUGGUCUACGACCGUCCCAACUUCAUGGGGAACCAGUACUUCCUAAGGAGGGGAGAGUACGCCGACUACAUGUCUUUUGGCAUGAGCGACUCCAUCCGAUCCUGCCGUUUAAUUCCUCAGCACCGAGGCUCUUACAGGAUGAGGAUCUAUGAGAGGGGAAACUUCCAAGGCCAGAGUCAGGAGCUGAUGGACGACUGCGACAACAUCAUGGACCGCUACCGCAUGUCCGACUGCCAGUCCUGCAACGUGAUGGACGGCCACUGGCUGAUGUACGAGCAGCCCAACUACAGAGGCAGGAUGGUCUACCUGAGCCCCGGGGAGUACAGGAGCAUGAGAGACAUGGGGUUCAGCGGCAUGCGGCUCAGCUCUGUCAGGCGUAUCAUGGAUUCUUGUUAA